Molecule: messenger RNA, 5560 nt
Organism: Pogonomyrmex barbatus (red harvester ant)
Lineage: Eukaryota; Metazoa; Arthropoda; Insecta; Hymenoptera; Formicidae
Gene: gig
Product: TSC complex subunit tuberin
Biological process (GO): negative regulation of Wnt signaling pathway; regulation of cell cycle; negative regulation of insulin receptor signaling pathway
Cellular component (GO): nucleus; TSC1-TSC2 complex; cytoplasm
Molecular function (GO): GTPase activator activity
Source: RefSeq, a predicted model, not a curated record
ACAUUGAAAAGAAAAAAGAGAAAAUAAUGGUGUGUAUAUGCAUGAUAUCGAUACUGGAAUUUUAUAAGGAAAUAUACUGCAAAAUAACCAAUAAAUUUAGUCAUUAACAUUAUUGAGUAUUGGAAUUCUCUUUUCAUACAUCUUGUAUAAAUUAUUUUAGGAUUAUUUGUGUACAAAUUUAUAUUUCUGAGAGUAUAUGUACAGCUAUUUAUAUUGUCCAGAAAAUAUGAUGUUCCAAGCUUUGAGGACGUCAUAAUGUCUUAAAAUAUCUUUUAAAUAUGUGUUAUUUGAAUUACUUAUCAAUAUUAAUUGAUUAGAGUACACGUAUAGUUCAUCACAGAAGGUAAUGCGAUUUAUAAAAGAAAUAUUUGGCAAUGAAUAAUGCAUAUAAACGUAAAAUCAACUCUCUACGGCGCAACUCGGACAUUAACAAAGAUUGGAUGAUCAAGUUUCGUCAAGUCGAUAAAGUUUCUUGAUUACCAACUGGGCUACUUAAAGGUAAUUGUGGAUAAUUGUGUCGCGUGAAUAUAUUAUCAUCAGAGAGAGAAGCCUAAAAAGUGGUGCUAGACGUAAGAGUAAUAAAGAUGGAGAGUCAUGUCCAUAUCGCCCCUCUUUAUCACUCUUGCGUCUAGCACGGAAGAGAACCACAAAAACGUGCACAUUACCUACGCGAAUAAGGAUACAGCUAAAACGCGUCCAUGAUCAUUCUCAGGCUUCUCUCUGAUAUUACAAUUAUUACUAGUGAAGACUCAAAUCCAAUCUUAUUUAUCGCGGAAAAAUUCGAAUGUGCAAACUGUGUAGUUACAAAGAGUUUCGAGAGAGAGAGAGAGAGAGAGAGAGAGAGAGAGAGAGAGAGAGAGAGAGCCACAUUUUCCAAAUAUAGGUGGCAUCACCGUUGCCGGUGGUAGUCCACCAAUCAUCGAUUCUUGAUGUUCCUGUGUAUUCCACAUUCAACCAGCAGUUUAGUCGCAUCUACUUUUGAUGCGUCAGUGUAAUAUUCGCGAGACAUAUUUGUUUGCAAAACUUUCUUUGAAUGCAGAACUAAAAUGUCAAAAAUGAGUUCGAAAGACAAAGAUAAUAAAACAUUACAAGAUAGGCUGAAGCACUUUUUUCGGCUGAAUAAAGGAAGUUACAAAAGUCGCGAAGAAUUUAUUUUGACUUACGAUAUCGAAAAAGAAAUAAGCUCCGAUAGUCCGGUGCAUCAUCGUACAAAGGCAAUCAAAGAGCUUCGCGAGGCAGUGCUCAAUCAACAAUGGGAGGAUAGAGCAGCAGAACGUUUGUGGAAUUUGGUUAAAGAUUUACUAGGAAAGGAUGUUCCUCGUGAAUACAGGCAUUUAACAUUGAAUUUUUUGAAAUGCCUUGUACAAGGACAAUAUUCUAAACUUACGUCAUUGAUGCGAGUAAAAUUUUUCAUGGUAGUGAAGGAAUACGAUAUUCCUGAAGAUAUUGGUCCUAGAUUGGAAUUGUUGCAAACAUUAACCGAAUAUGGAAAAGAUAUUUUACAUUUGGAAGAAAGAAUGGGCCCUUUUUUGUUGGAAUGGAUGCCUACGGUAACAGCAGGAGAUGGAAAAAGAGGAGCUGAAUUUCUAUCUCUCCUUGUAAAUGUUAUCAAAUUUAAUUCGGCUUAUAUUGACGAAGAUAUUAUAUCUGGUCUUGUUCAGUAUAUCUCCCAUUUAUGUUAUUAUAGUAAUAAUACCGAAGUUGUUUCUGGAUGUUUGGAAGCUCUUGAUGCAAUCAUGUGUUACAGUAAUUUACAAUCUGAUUCGUUGCAAACAUUUAUUAUAGCCUUAUGCAGAAGUGUAAAUGUUGAAACUUAUUGCCAAACAAGUUGGAAGAUUAUGCGGAAUCUAUUAGGAACACAUAUGGGUCAUUGUGCUUUGUAUACAAUGUGUCGCUUGUUACAAGAUACAAUUUUUCAACGUGAUGUUCGCCUAUUACGAGGUGCCGUAUUUUAUGUAAACAUGGGUUUAUGGGGUACGCAUAGAAUACCAAAAUUAGAAUGUACACCAGCAUCUGUUUUACCUUCAUUCUAUCAAGCUCUACAAUGCAAUCAUCCAAUUGUUAUGUAUGAAGUUACUCUAUCGAUACAAAGAUUGGUAAAUAAAUAUGGAAAUGAAUUAUGGGAUCCUACGUGGAGUAUAAUCCUUGAUAUUAUAGAAGAAAUAAUCACUCAUACUGAGACCAGUAAUCAGCCGGCAACUAAACAAGUUUCUGCAAGUUUGCACGAGACAAUUAGCAACAUUGAAAGUUUGCUUGAUGCAAAUAAUUAUAAUGGUUGUAUUCAACGUUUUUAUGAUCUUGUCGAACGUUGUAGUGAUUCUCGACCUGAAGGAUCUGUAUUAAAAUUAAUUGAAUAUAGAGCUUCUACAAUAGGUCCUACUUAUCACCAAUGGCAGACCAAAUUAGGGUCUUUGAUGGAACGUUACUAUAAAAUUGAAACACGUACAAGCAUUAGAAUGAAAGUUUUAGAUGUUUUAGCUAAUGUUAUUUAUAUUAAUAGGUCUAGAUAUGAAGAUGAACUUAUUGAGCGAAUAGUUGUACCAUAUACGCAGCAUGUGGAUAUAGAUACAGAUAUUACAAUACGUACUAUGACGGCAAAUUUAAUAAUAGAUCUUUGUCUGGAAUGUGACUCUAAGCGAUGCAUUGAACUUUUAGACAUAUUGGAAAAGAUAAUCAACAAACCUUUUACAUCAGACGCUCCAAUAUCUAUGGAUGCCGAUAUUAAAGAUGUAAAAACUGCUGUGGUUGGAAUUAUAAAGAUAUUUACUUCCAAGAUUUAUCGUUUGCCAUCGAGUCAUGCAAUCUGUGCUUAUAAAAUUCUAGUAAAUCAUCUUGAACAACAUUACAGAGAUCCUUCAGUCUUCCAUGAUGUAUCAACAACACGUUAUUUGGUAAUUAUUCCAUCAGGUAGUAGAGGUCGAAGAGAAAGACCAAUAAUGUCCAAUCGAAUGAUAGGAGAAAGUAGAGCUUUAGAUUUAAAGCCUCCAAUGGAUGAAGGUUUAAUGAACUUUCAUAUCGAACUUAUUGAAACUUGUAUUGAUUUAAUGGCUCGUUAUACAUUUUCCAAUUAUUCAGCACGCCCUAAAAGAUUACCAGCUGCCGAUUUUCUUCUUAAAGAAGGUCAAUCAAUGACUUGGAUUCUUGGUAAUAGGCUUAUCACUGUGACGACAAGUGGUUGUAAUAAUAAGGCUAUGCGUGGUGGACUUUGUGACAAUUGUUGGGUAGCAUGUAAACCUGGCUUUUUAUUAUUUGAUCAUACAAAAACUUCUUACUCAAAUUUACAACGUACUUCAAGUAUUGAGACAUCAAAAGAAGACAAAUUAUCUAGACAAUCGUCUGGUGGUCAUGGAAAUUCAAAUGCAAAUACUGCUACAAAUUCUCCUACAGAAGAAUCUAAAAAAUCUAUGGAAGAUUCUGAUAGUAUGAAAAAGGAAUUGUUUAUAGAGAAGACUGACAAGGAACAAAAUGAAUCAUCAAAAUUAGGACAGAUAUUAAAUAGCGAUAAACAAGAUGAACAUAUACUUUGUGCUUGUUGGUGUCAAGGAUGGGCUGAAAUAUAUGUUCGUAGACCUACAGGUGAUAUGUCGUGGAUUAUGAGAAUCCAGAAUUCUACACAAUUUGAAACUCCUAUAGACUUUCCUGUACAUGAUAUCAUGGCUUUGUAUAUGCCAAAUCAAGAUGCAAUACCAAAUAAACCAGAGGCUACUUCAGAAUAUUCUGAUGACGAAACAGAAGAUGUGCCGAGCAAAAAUAAUAGUCAGUCGCAAAAUGAACAUAGCAUGAAACCAUUAAUUUCUUCUGUAGCAUCGGGUCCAAUCGCAAUACCUGGUUCGCCAGCUCGACCUAGUCCAUCCCGACAAAGCUCAAGAGACAGUUUGGAAAGUUUAGAGGAAGGUGAAGAAGAUACUCGGCGUUCCAGAAAUCCAGUACGUCGAUCGAAUUCUAGUCCAGAAAUGAGCGCUAAUUGGAAAAAUCCAUUUUUAAAUAAAGAAAAGCUAAACGUGCAGCAGCAAAUCGACAAAGAUUUUACUUGCUCGGAUUUAGAAAUUAAACUGGAUGCAGAUUUGAAAAAACAUUCGAAAAAUAUUUAUACAAAAGAUAUGAGAGUUAGUUGUGAAGCUAUACCAGAAGAAAUAUUUGGUAUGGGGACAACUCCACCUUCUUCAGAAAAUACUGGAGAGCAUCCAAUUUCAUUACGUUCGCAACGUUCCUAUCCAGGAGCAACGCAAGUUACUCAAACUAUUUCGACAAUUAGUAAUACAGUACCACCAUCUCCCACAAGUAUGCAGGCACCAGGAAAUUAUUUAGCAAUACAAACACGUUCUGUACAAAUACAAUCAUCUAUUACAAAAGCGCCUCAAUCACCUACUCAAAUUUAUUCCCGAUUAUCCAGUCUUGAUUACAAUCAGAAACAAAUGUCAUCAACUGUUGAAAGUAAACCACCUAUUGGGCGAAUUCAUAUUGCAGAUAAACAAAAGGAUGAAAGGCCAGAUCCGUCUACAUUGCCUCCUUUACCUAUACCUUUCCGCGACAGAGGUCAUACAAUUUCCGUUAUGAGUCCAGUAAAAAAAUCACGAGAAUGGGAUAACAUGCGACGAGGCAAUUCUCCUCGAGUAAAAGAGCCGCCACGAACAGGCAUUAAUCCGAGUUUUGUAUUCCUUCAACUUUAUCAUGCAGCACACUUUGGUACCACCACAGAAAAACCUUUGUUGGUUCCUCAGACGACAGCCAUACAACGCGCAGUAACAAAUUUAGAUAGAAUACAGCCAUAUGAAACUCAUAAAAUUGGAGUACUCUACGUCGGCCCAGGACAAGCUUCGAAUGAAAUUGAAAUUCUGGCAAAUCAACAUGGUUCCCUUCGUUAUACUGAAUUUUUGAAACGUUUAGGAACAUUGGUCCGAUUAAAAGAUGUUGACGAAAAUGUAUUUUUGGGUGGAUUAGAUCGUAAUGGCGAGAAUGGAGAAUUUGCUUAUAUUUGGCAAGAUGAUGUUACACAGGUAGCUUUUCACGUUGCAACAUUAAUGCCUACGAAAGCAAGUGAUCCAAAAUGUACAUCUAAAAAGACACAUAUUGGAAAUAAUUAUGUAACACUUGUAUACAAUGAAUCUGAAGAAUCAUACAACAUACAGACAGUUAAAGGUCAAUUUAAUUAUGCCUGUGUUGUGAUACAACCUUUAGACCAUGGUACUAACCAGGUUACAGUACAAGCACGAGAAGAAUUAGCGGAGCAUAUUGGUCAUAGCGAACCUAAAAUAAUUUCAGAUCAAAAUUUGGCUAUUCUUUCUCGGCAACUUGCUCUACAUGCUAAUUUAGCUUCAAUGGUUUGUUCGUCUUUGAAACAGAACAGUCAUAAUCCAUAUGCUUCUAAUUGGUUGGAACGUUUACGUCAUAUCAAGCGAUUAAGAAACAGAAUAUUGCAAGAAUACAUUAACAAUAAUCCAGAAACUACCACAGAUGAAUUAUCACCGAGAACCAACAAACGAGUCUAUAUGGACGACUUUACAGAAUAUACAACAUAGUCUUUGUAUCAUGUAAAGAAAAUUGUAUGUGAAAAAAAAAA